AUGCUGAAGAUGCCAGUUUGGCAGAUCUUCUUGCACCUCCUGCCCGUCCAGCUUUGGGCAUUUCACCUGCCACCGUCAGUGCGGCCAAGACGACAACUGGUGCCAGUAAGAUACUCUUCUAUGCCACACGAGACGGAACUACACAUCAGUGCAGAUGGAGUCCCGUCAGAGUGGGCAGACAUCGCGCAGUCUAAGCAUGACCCUCAUCUUUGGGAAGAGGAUGGAGUCGUCCUUGGCAAAGGCGCGUUUGGCAUUGUUGCACGCGGAAUUAACAAGGAAACCGGAGAGCUGGUGGCAAUCAAGCGUAUUGCCCCGACCCACAAGCUGGCUGUGGCCACUGCGAAGAACGAGGUGGAGGCAGCAACACACUUGGGGGAACAUCCGAACGUGGUGCAGAUGAAGGCCUACUUCUUGGCCCCGCUCGAGCAGGGAAAAGGAACUCGCGAAGUGAUUUUAGUUUACCGGCUGGCCCUGGGCGGUGAUCUGCAGCAAUGGAUAAAUCAACAGCAUGGCAAUGCCUUCGACGUGAACUAUGCGCAGCCCAAGCUAACUGAUGAAGCUUUGAGGAUCAUGCGGCAGCUCGUUUCGGGAUUGCAACACAUCCAUGACCGAGGCAUCCAGCACCGGGACUUGAAGCCUGCGAACAUCCUGCUUAGUGCCGGCUGCACGGCCCUCAUCGCGGACUUCGGGAUCGCGCUGGUGAACCGGAGUUCUGCAAGAGAGCAGGGGCAUGCAGCUCUCGGGGAUUUUUACUUCAUCGAUGUGGACUCUCUCGUGACGAAGGAGCUACCCUACACCCGGGAUGAUGAUGUCUACAGCUUGGGAGAAGUCUUCGUCCGCAUACUCUUUGGCCGAUAUGCCACGGGCGGUGACCUGCGGAGGUUUGCCGAGGAGAGCUCGUCAGAACUGCCUCCGGUAGUGCGGAUUUUGGAGCAAAUGCUGACUAGCAGGGACCGGCGAUGUCCCCUGUCCCUAGUGCAAGAGGUCUUGGAUGAGCUGCGCUUCCAACCCAAGCCGUCUGAGCCUCGGCCUAUCGUGUUCAGCAUCUUCCUGGGCAUCGGAGCUGUCAUGACAGCGCGAGUUCUCAUGGAGCACCUCCGGAAGAAGAAGUUCCGCAAGCAAGACAUGUCGGUUUUCUCGAAGAGGUCGAACCUGAAAUCGAGCCUGCAAGCGACGUUCUGUGUCGGCCAGACGCAGGGCCGGCGCCCAUCUCUCCAGGACUACUACUGCCACGCCCGCAUCGCUUGGAAUGUGCACAAAGGGGCUCGAUCCUGGAGGCUCCUGGGGAUGUUCGAUGGGCACGGCGGCAAGGACUGCGCGAAGUUUGCAGCUCAGUCCUUGCCUCACGAGGUCCGGCGCAUGCUGCGAGAGACGGAAGCUGAGGCUGCAGGUUUGGAGGGUCUGCCGCUUUGGAGGCUGGCCUCCCGCGGCUUGCAGAAGGCGCUGGAGAGUCUGGAUAGGUUGUACAUCAAGUUCCGGCAGAAGAAGAACAACAUGGAUUUGUGUGGGACGACGGCCUCCGUGGCUUUGUUGAGUCCUGAUGGAUGCCACGCCGUGGUCUCUAACAUCGGGGACUCUCGAACCGGCCUCGUCGGGGAGUGGGAGAAGCUCGAGCACACGGGCAUCGGCCCGGAGAGCCCCUCGGGGCUCUUCAUGACCCACGCGCACCGGGUCAGCGACCCCGUGGAGAUGGCGAGGAUCGAUGCCGCCGGGGGCUUCGUGGAGUACGGGGGCAGCGGCCACCGAGUCAACGGCGUUCUGGGGGUUUCCCGAGCGAUCGGGUACUGUGGGAUCAAGGACUACGCAGAUCUUGUUCCAGCAUUAUCGGACAACAUGAUCAUGGAGAGGGACGGGACGAAAGCUGGGCUGGUUGGACUGGCCAGCGACGGCCUUUUCCGUACGUGCUCCGAGGAAGAGGCUGAAACGGUGUUUCGGCGCCUGGCGCACGCUGACUGUUACGAAUCACUUGAACAGCUUGUUUCAGAAGAGCUGGACAUAGCCGGCGGCGGAGAAGCUGCAAACAACAAGGACAAUGCGAGCAUUCUUGCUUGCCUGCUCCCGCCGCUCUGA
Messenger RNA from Symbiodinium sp. CCMP2592, 2070 nucleotides. Lineage: Eukaryota; Dinophyceae; Suessiales; Symbiodiniaceae. The record is from the annotation of a GenBank genome assembly.